AUCAGUGCCCUGCAGUGCCGUCCAACAGUGCCUCCCACCAGUGCUACCCACCAGUGCUACCCAUCAGUGCCCCCCAGCAGUGCUGCCAGUCAGUUCCGUCAGUCAGUGUCACCCAUCAGUGUAGCCCAUCAGUGCCGCCUAUCAGUGACCAUAAUUGCUGCAUAUCAGUUUAGUAUCAUCAGUGCCUCCUCAUCAAUGCCCACCAGUGGCGCCUCAUCAGUGCAACCUCAUCAGUGCAGCCUGUCAGUGCGCAUCAGUGCUGCCUAUCCAUGCCACCUCACCAGUGCCAAUCAGUGCUGCCUAUCAGUACUCAGCAGUGCUGUCUAUCAGUGCAGCCUCAUCAACACACAUAAG
Messenger RNA from Staurois parvus, 354 nucleotides. The record is from the annotation of a GenBank genome assembly. Lineage: Eukaryota; Metazoa; Chordata; Amphibia; Anura; Ranidae.